This is a messenger RNA of Scleropages formosus (Asian bonytongue), 721 nucleotides long. It is a transcript of the gene bod1, whose product is annotated as biorientation of chromosomes in cell division 1. The transcript is spliced from 4 exons. The record is from RefSeq and is a predicted model, not a curated record. Lineage: Eukaryota; Metazoa; Chordata; Actinopteri; Osteoglossiformes; Osteoglossidae. Bases 82 to 543 code for a protein of 153 amino acids.
AAUUGUAGUCCAGUCGCACGCGUUCCGUUUCACUGUGAGCAGUUGUUUCUGUUGGAGACUUGAGCGUUGUUUGUCGUCGGGAUGGCGGAGGGGAGCACCAGCGCGGUUCAUCUGCCUCCCGGAGACCCGAAGCUCAUAGGCCUCAUCGUGGAGCACCUGAAGAACCGGGGCCUCUUCGACGAGUUCCGCCGGGACUGCCUGGCAGACGUGGACACCAAGCCAGCCUAUCAGAACUUGCGGCAGAAGGUGGACAACUUCGUGUCGAACCACCUGAGCAGCCAGGAGUGGAGUCCCGACAUCAACAAGAACCAGAUGCGCAACGGGCUGCGGCAGAGCGUCGUGCAGUCAGGCAUGCUGGAGUCUGGGGUGGACAGAAUCAUCACUCAGGUGGUGGAUCCCAAGCUCAACCACACCUUCAGGCCCCACAUAGAGAACGCCAUUCAUGAGUUUCUGGCCACUGAAAAGAAGGAAGAGGGAGGGUCAAACACAAACGCCGAGGUGGAGCAGCAAGAUGGUUCCAGCUCAGGGCCAAAAACACCGUGACGCUCAGCUCUCAAAAUGGACUAAAAAGGGGGCCUUUUCUAUGUUACGUGUUGGGGUCUUUACAGUGGAGCCAAAUGAGUACAGUUAAUGUUUACAUCAGGGGUACAAAAUGAAGCCCAUUAUUUUCACUUAAGGGCUAAAGGAUGUUUAAAAAAAAAAAAAAAAAAAAGCUUUUAAA